AUGGUUUUCCCUCCCCCUCCCGUGUCCAGCAUUGACUGGAAGAAGAUCGGAUUUGAGUCCAAGCCAUUCAAUGGGCAUGUCGAGAGCCGGUACACAGUCUCAACCGGAUCGUGGAGCGCGCCACAGCUCGUCGCCGACCCCUUCUUGCGCGUCCACGGCCUCGCUCCCGCCUUCAACUACGGCCAGCAAGCCUACGAAGGCAUGAAGGCCUUUCGCGACCCCUCGGGCAACAUCAACAUCUUCCGGCCCUCGGACCACGCCCGGCGCAUGAACCACUCCUCCUCCUUCGUCUCCAUCCCAGCCAUGCCCGAAGCCCACUUCAAGGCGUGCGUCCAGCUGGCCGUGGGCGCCAACGCGGCUUUCGUACCACCGCACGACGCCGACGCCGCGCUGUACAUCCGGCCGGUCGUGUUCGGCGCCUCCGCGCACCUGCCGCUGACGCCGCCGCAGGAGUACCUGUUCGCCGUGUACGUGCAGCCGCUGAACGCGUACCACGGCAGCGCCGCGGCCGACGCGCUCGUGCUCGAGGACUUUGACCGCACCGCGCCAAAGGGCACCGGCGCCGCAAAGGUCGGCGGCAACUACGCGCCCGUCAUCCGGUGGAGCGAGAAGGCGAAGAAGGAGGGCUUCGGCAUCACGCUGCAUCUGGACAGCCGGACGAAUACCGAGAUUGACGAGUUCAGUACGUCCGGGUUUAUUGGCGUGCAGGCGAGGGACGACGCGCGGGGGGGCUACCGCCUGGUGGUGCCCGAUAGCAAGAAUGUCAUCAGGAGCGUCACCAGUGUCAGCUGCAUUGAGCUGGCGCGAAGCUUCGGCUGGGAUGUUGAGACUCGUUCUAUCAAGUAUGAAGAGCUUGCGUCGUUUGAUGAGGUCAUUGCAGUUGGAACCGCUGCGGCACUGGUGCCAAUUCGCUCCAUUACCCUACUGCUGGGCCUUGCUGCCAGAAACUGCUCCAAGCUCUACAGGAUAUCCAGCGUGGUGUGA
Lasiodiplodia theobromae is the source of this 984-nucleotide messenger RNA. Its product is annotated as Branched-chain-amino-acid aminotransferase TOXF. The transcript has 5 exons. Gene Ontology annotation, biological process: branched-chain amino acid metabolic process. The record is from RefSeq and is a predicted model, not a curated record. Lineage: Eukaryota; Fungi; Ascomycota; Dothideomycetes; Botryosphaeriales; Botryosphaeriaceae. Bases 1 to 984 code for a protein of 327 amino acids. Gene Ontology annotation, molecular function: branched-chain-amino-acid:2-oxoglutarate transaminase activity.